Colletotrichum tamarilloi is the source of this 447-nucleotide messenger RNA. RefSeq lists its product as uncharacterized. The record is from RefSeq and is a predicted model, not a curated record. Bases 1 to 447 code for a protein of 148 amino acids. NCBI's taxonomy places the organism in Eukaryota, Fungi, Ascomycota, Sordariomycetes, Glomerellales, Glomerellaceae. The transcript has 3 exons.
AUGGUCAAUUCUUGGGCAAUCAUCGCAUUUGGACUCUGGUCUAUGAUUGCGGCUUCACCAAUCAAACCAAACGCUACGACCUCAGUUGCCCCAAGAUCCGGUUCUUCUAACACCGGCCGAUGCUCAUCAGAUUGCGGCAAACGAAAUUUUGUUUUCACAGGUCUGCCUUGGAAUCAUCCUGCUGUCGCAGCAAGUGGAUAUACUCCCAAGCAGGUGGAGGCCGGCAUCCGGGCAGACAUGGCAGCAAUUAUAAAGGCCGGCUAUAACAUCAAGGCUGUUCUUCUUGGUCCUGAAGAUGGCUUGGACUUUCUUUCAGAUGAACUGAAGGGUGUGGACUGGAUCGGAACGGGUGUUGGUUUCGGGGUUCGGGGGAAUCCGACGCCAGUGAUCACGCGCCGUCUCAUGGGUUUGCUUUUCCUCUGGGUUAGGCAUUGUGUUGUGUACUAA